Molecule: messenger RNA, 396 nt
Organism: Trichomonas vaginalis G3
Lineage: Eukaryota; Parabasalia; Trichomonadida; Trichomonadidae
Exons: 1
Coding region: 1-396 (131 amino acids)
Source: RefSeq, a predicted model, not a curated record
AUGUUUGAAAUUCGUCAACCAAGUUUUAGUCCAAAUCGUGAUCGCUCACCAAGAAGGAAGAGUACAUCCUAUUUAUACGAAUAUGAUAAUCGCCCUGAAAUACAAGAAGUGAUUAUUUCCAUCGUCAACGGAAUGAGUAUUGAAUCUGUUGAUCCAAAACUCUAUUCAUACCUUCAUCAACCAUUGACAGAGGCACUCAAUGAGCUUAGGAUCUCCAAAAACAGAGCAGCUAUAAAUAACGUUUCAAAAUCAUUAGAUUUUAUCAAAAAAUUACUUGAAUUACAGCAAAAACCUGACAUAUGUCAAUUAAAUCCAGGGACAAUCAUAUAUUCAAAUGGCGCAAUAGCAAAAUUCAUUGAAGCUUUAAUGAAAGGAAAAGAAUUACCAACCACCUAA